AUUCUGAAGGAUUCCAAAAGUCCGUGACCCAGAAGUACUUAGUUAUUCUUGCCUUCUUCACAGCAGUAAGUCGUAGGUCGAGAACGAGAUGUAAAUAAGCAAAUCUGACGGUCUAGAAAACAAUAGACCUCUUUAUUUACUAGAAAACAACAGCAUUUAGUCAGAAUGGUUUUGUUGACUUGUCUAACGGUGUUUUUGCUGAGCGCCUUGGUCGAGGGAGCAGAGAAGAAAGAGGGAGAUGACGAGUGGGUUCAUCUGCCUAAUAAAUGUGAAGUGUGUAAGUUCGUCAGUAUUGAGAUGAAGUCUGCCUUUGACGAAACGGGCAAAACCAAGGAAGUGAUCGAGAGAAACUACCGUUUCCUUGACGGCAACAAGGGAGCUCCGCCAAUCAAAUAUGUCAAGUCAGACAUCCGUUUCAUUGAGGUUGUGGAGAAUGUGUGUCAGAGGCUCUCUGGCUACAACCUACACAAGGAGAGAGAGGGCAGCAACCGCUUUGCCAAGGGUAUGUCAGAGACCUUCUCUACCCUCCAUGGGCUGGUCCAUAAAGGGGUCAAGGUCGUCAUGGAUAUCCCCUAUGAACUUUGGAACGAAACCUCUGCAGAGGUCGCUGACCUCAAGAAACAGUGUGAUGUUAUGGUAGAGAAGUAUGAGGAGGUUAUAGAGGACUGGUACAAAGGCAGUCAGGAGGAAGACCUCACCACGUACCUCUGUGAGAAACACGUUCUGAAGGGACAAGAUGCCGCCUGUCUGAAAGAGGAGUACUCUAAGAAGAAGGGAGAUGCGGCAGCCAUCGCCGAAGACAAGAAGAAGAAAAAGAAGAAGGGAACGAAGAGCAAAGACCUGGGAGGAGGAGGAGGAGGAGGAGGAGGAGGGAGUGAAGGCGGCAGGCAGGAAGGAGAGAAGACGAUGAAGAAAAAGAAGAAGGAGAAGGUGAAGAAGAAGAAGAAGAAGGGGAAGGGAAAGGCAGUAUCGGCUGAGAAGGAGAGGGAUGGGGUCUCGUCGGAUGAAGACAUUCAGAAAAAGGUGGCUCUGCCUGGGAAGAACACAGAGCUGUGAGACCCUGGAGGAAUGGAGCCCUGGGCCAAUUCCCAAAAUGGCACACUAUUCCCUACACAGCGCACUACUCCCUUGGUCAAAAGUAGUUCACCUAAUAGGGAAUAGGGUGCCGUUUUGAUUUGGACCCCCCCCCCCCCAGUGAUUAUUUGAUUUGGAGUCUCCCCCCCCCCAGUGAUUAUUUGAUUUGGAUUCCCCCCCCCCAGAAACCCUUUACUCUCGGUAAUUCUGAAUGGUUUUAUUGACAAUACUACUGAAUCUAUGGUCGUGUGUGUGUGUGUGUGUGUGUGUGUGUGUGUGUGUGUGUGUGCUGUUCUCAGACACAUUCUUGUUGCUUUUACAUGUGUUUUUGCCUCAUGCUUUGGUUACACGUGUUCAACAGAUUUUUUUGAUACCAAUAAUAAUAAUAAUAUUGUAUUCUAAUGGGGAGGAACAUUACAAGGCCUCUAUUGGCAAGCUCUCGACUGACUAGCUCUCGACUGACUAGCUCUCGACUGACUAGCUCUCGACUGACAAGCUCUCGACUGACAGGCCUCUAUCGGCAAGCUCUCGACUGACUAGCUCUCGACUGACUAGCUCUCGACUGACUAGCUCUCGACUGACUAGCUCUCGACUGACUAGCCUCUACUGACUAGCUCUCGACUGACUAGCCUCUACUGACUAGCUCUCGACUGACAGGCCUCUAUCGGCAAGCUCUCGACUGACUAGCCUCUACUGACUAGCUCUCGACUGACUAGCCUCUAUCGGCAAGCUCUCGACUGACUAGCUCUCGACUGACUAGCUCUCGACUGACUAGCUCUCGACUGACUAGCUCUCGACUGACUAGCCUCUAUCGGCAAGCUCUCGACUGACUAGCUCUCGACUGACUAGCUCUCGACUGACUAGCUCUCGACUGACUAGCUCUCGACUGACUAGCUCUCGACUGACUAGCUCUCGACUGACAAGCUCUCGACUGACUAGCCUCUAUCGGCAAGCUCUCGACUGACUAGCUCUCGACUGACUAGCCUCUAUCGGCAAGCUCUCGACUGACUAGCUCUCGACUGACUAGCUCUCGACUGACUAGCUCUCGACUGACUAGCCUCUAUCGGCCAGCUCUCGACUGACUAGCUCUCGACUGACAGGCCUCUAUCGGCAAGCUCUCGACUGACAAGCUCUCGACUGACUAGCUCUCGACUGACAGGCCUCUAUCGGCAAGCUCUCGACUGACAAGCUCUCGACUGACUAGCUCUCGACUGACUAGCUCUCGACUGACUAGCUCUCGACUGACUAGCUCUCGACUGACUAGCCUCUAUCGGCAAGCUCUCGACUGACAAGCUCUCGACUGACUAGCCUCUAUCGGCAAGCUCUCGACUGACAGGCCUCUAUCGGCAAGCUCUCGACUGACAAGCUCUCGACUGACUAGCUCUCGACUGACAGGCCUCUAUCGGCAAGCUCUCGACUGACAAGCUCUCGACUGACUAGCUCUCGACUGACUAGCUCUCGACUGACUAGCUCUCGACUGACUAGCUCUCGACUGACUAGCUCUCGACUGAUAGGCCUCUAUUGACAAGCUCUCGACUGACUAGCUCUCGACUGACUAGCUCUCGACUGACAGGCCUCUAUCGGCAAGCUCUCGACUGACAAGCUCUCGACUGACUAGCUCUCGACUGACAAGCUCUCGACUGACUAGCUCUCGACUGACUAGCUCUCGACUGACUAGCCUCUAUCGGCAAGCUCUCGACUGACAAGCUCUCGACUGACAAGCUCUCGACUGACAAGCUCUCGACUGACAAGCUCUCGACUGACUAGCUCUCGACUGACAGGCCUCUAUCGGCAAGCUCUCGACUGACAAGCUCUCGACUGACAAGCUCUCGACUGACAAGCUCUCGACUGACUAGCUCUCGACUGACUAGCUCUCGACUGCCUAGCUCUCGACUGACUAGCUCUCGACUGACAAGCUCUCGACUGACAGGCCUCUAUUGACAAGCUCUCGACUGACAGGCCUCUAUUGACAAGCUCUCGACUGACAGGCCUCUAUUGACAAGCUCUCGACUGACAGGCCUCUAUUGACAGGCCUCUAUUGACAAGCCCUCGACUGACAGGCCUCUAUUGACAGGCCUCUAUUGACAAGCCCUCGACUGACAGGCCUCUAUUGACUAGCUCUCGACUGACAGGCCUCUAUUGACAGGCCUCUAUUGACUAGCUCUCGACUGACAGGCCUCUAUUGACAGGCCUCUAUUGACAAGCCCUCGACUGACAAGCUCUCGACUGACAGGCCUCUUUUGACUAGCUCUCGACUGACAGGCCUCUAUUGACAGGCCUCUAUUGACAAGCCCUCGACUGACAGGCCUCUAUUGACUAGCUCUCGACUGACAGGCCUCUAUUGACAGGCCUCUAUUGACAAGCCCUCGACUGACAGGCCUCUAUUGACAGGCCUCUAUUGACAAGCUCUCGACUGACAGGCCUCUAUUGACAGGCCUCUAUUGACAAGCCCUCGACUGACAGGCCUCUAUUGACAGGCCUCUAUUGACAAGCCCUCGACUGACAAGCUCUCGACUGACAGGCCUCUAUUGACAAGCUCUCGACUGACAAGCUCUCGACUGACAGGCCUCUAUUGACAAGCUCUCGACUGACAGGCCUCUAUUAACAAGCUCUCGACUGACAGGCCUCUAUUAACAAGCUGUCGACUGACAGGCCUCUAUUGACAAGCUCUCGACUGACAGGCCUCUAUUAACAAGCUCUCGACUGACAGGCCUCUAUUAACAAGCUCUCGACUGACAGGCCUCUAUUGACAAGCUCUCGACUGAAAGAAGGAGUUUUACUUUAGGUUAAUCAUUUUUUACAGACAACCGACCGGUCAUGAAGUGAAGCAACAUUGGUUGGUAUCUUUUUUUUCUUUUCAAUAUAAAUACACUGUAUAUCAAAGAAAAUUAGACUUUUUACGAAAACGGUAUAUUUAUUUUAUAUUUUCAAUGUAGAAUAACCCUUAUGAUUUUAUUCAAGCCUCAUUGAUUUGUCUUUAUUUUGUCCUUUAAUUUUUGUUGUAGUAGUCUGCUGGAUUUUUGUUUAUUUUUGCAGUGUUUAAGAUUGUUGUUUUUCUCGGUCAGUGACUCAGCUGAGACUAUUUAUACUGUACAAAAAUAUAAACGCAACAUAAAACAAUUUUAAAAGAC
Messenger RNA from Oncorhynchus mykiss (rainbow trout), 4205 nucleotides. It is a transcript of the gene cnpy3, whose product is annotated as canopy FGF signaling regulator 3. Lineage: Eukaryota; Metazoa; Chordata; Actinopteri; Salmoniformes; Salmonidae. The record is from RefSeq and is a predicted model, not a curated record.